UCUCUCAUUCCCUCCCUCUUGCUCCCAUUCUCGCUUGCACACACCCCCUUCUCUCUUUAACUCAUUUUCUUUUUCCACCCAUCUCAACCAGACCUCCUCAGCUCUUGCCAUCACACUCUCCACUCCUCUCUUCUCCAUCUCCUCCUGCUCUUGGCUUGCCCUGAAGAAAGCCGUGGUGUGGGCGCCUCCACCCCAACCUCCACCCGCCUCACCCAGCGGCGAGAGGGCUCUGACCCGGCUCUGUCUCUGUCACGUCACACUCAUCCGGACUUCAACCGCCGCGCUGCCGAAAGGCGCGACAGGCAACGAUAACAACACAGCGCCUGGAGCCUGAAGUUUUUUUUUUUUUUUUAUAGCGACCAGACUGUCAACAGCAGAGCUCUGAGUUGACUCGACUCUCUUUUUGAAUCUGAGCGGAGAGGACUUCCAGGGGAGAGCAGAGCGUGAGCAGAGUCAAUGCUGUGGAACAUGUGAGUGAGUGAGUGCGUGUGUGUGUGUGUAUGUUUUAGAGAGAGGGAGCGACAGAGCAAUGGAGAACAAGAGAGACACAACACAGUAACAGGAGAGAGAGAAAGAAAGAGAGAGAGAGAAAGAAAGAAAGAGAGAAAGAGAGAAAGUGGAGUCAGAGGAAUGUGCUGUGCUCAGCCGACAUUCAACUACUCCCUCCAUCGUGCCCGGGGCUACUCUCUCUCUACCUGUGUGAUCCUUUGUUUGCCACUGUGUCACAUUGACCUGACACAGUAGCCACACACACAUGCAUACAGCUGGGUGCCUAUCUGUGUGUGUGAGCGCGAGGACACACACACACAAUGACCGAUACAUUCACUGGCAGAAUGCUGGGAUGACAGCGAGACGAAGCCGAUGUUGCUCUUGGCCACUGAGGUUGGAAAACUGAUCGAGUUCAGAAUUCUUCCGGAGCUACUUGACGCACAACAGCCCGCACUGCACCGCAAGCAAGCCCACUGGAGCCUGCACUGAGGAAUUAUCAGCUGUCAGGGAACCUGCGCCGGGCUGAUAGCGGCGCCAGCAAGGACGGAGAAAGGGGGGAGUGAGGAGAGCAGGGCCACUGCAAGGUGACGCCGGCGGAGGAGGCGGAGGAGGAGGAGGAGGCGGUAGCGGCAGAGGUUUUUCGGCUGCACCCAGUGCGGGGAAGAGGAGGGGAGUGUUGGCGAUGCUCUCCUCCGCCCUCCAGAUCUUGGCGUUCGCCCUGGCGCUGCUGGGCGUGUUCGGGGCGACGGUGGCCACGCUGCUGCCCAACUGGAAGGUGAGCGCCGAGCAGGGCCCCAACAUCAUCACGGCCAUCUCGCAGAUGCAGGGGCUGUGGAUGGACUGCACCUGGUGGAGCACGGGGGUGUUCAGCUGCACGCUCAAGUACUCCGUGCUGGCGCUGCCCGCCUACCUGCAGACGGCCAGGACCACCAUGGUGCUCUCCUGCAUGAUGGCUACCCUGGGGCUCUGUCUGGCCGCCCUGGGGCUGAAGUGCACCCGCUGGGGGGGCAGCCACCGCGCCAAGGGACACACGGCCAUCGCGGCGGGCGCGUGCUUCGUGGUGUCCGGGGUGCUGUGUCUGGUGCCCGCUUCGUGGUUCACCAAUGAGGUGAUCACCAACUUCCUGGACGCCCGAGUGCCGGAGAGCAGCAAGUUUGAGCCAGGGGGCGCAGUCUACGUUGCCUUUGUGUCGGCCGGGUUCUUCCUGGCGUCUGGCGUGAUUUUCUGUCUGUCCUGCCCAGGGAAGCGCCAGGGGCCCCUGGACUCCGGCUCCUCCCACCCCAGCAAGGCACUCUCGAAGCCGCCGCCGCCGCAGCAGCCGGUGCAGCAGCCGCCUCAUUGUGAGCAGGUGAGCCGCGAGCAGCAGACGCAGUCGCCCGACCAGCACCCUCAGCCCCCGCCCCUGCCGCAGCCCAGCCGGGAGAAAGCCAACCCGGAGAAGCUGCUCCACGCCGACGAGCCGCCCCCGUCGCCUCACCGGCCGCUGGACAAGCUGCACCAGGACAAGCUCGCCCAGGAUCAGGAGCAGGCGUACUACUCGCCGUCCCGCUCCCGACCCCCACCCCCCGACAUCAAGAAGGGCUACAGCCUACAGGACUACGUGUAAUAGGCUCUCUCCACUGGCGGGAGCCCCGGACUGAAAAAAAAGGAGGCGGAGAAAAAUAAUGGAAGUGAGGGAAAGAAAGAAAGAAAGAAAAAUAGAUGGGUAAGGUACAUUGUGUUUGGCUUGAUAUUUCUCUUUGUAAGAGGAGAAAGAGAGGAAAAGGGGGGAUAGAGAGAGCUAGAGGCAGAGGUGGUGGAGGAGGCGGAGGUGUUGGAGGAGGAGGGUAAUGACUUUGACGGCGUUAUCUCCCUCACUCAUCUGUUCUUUCUGCACAGCAAGCAGUGAGGAAUGGAGCUGCUCCCAUUAUCUAACAGCAGACAGAUUGUGGAUCCUGUGCUCACAGAGUGAAUAAAAGGUUUGCAGCUGUGGGCUUUGGACAAAGGGACAAAUCAGGUAGUAACGAUGACGAAAAUGCACAAACGCAGCUUGAAUUCUGCUUUAUUUGACAAAAAAUAAGAUUUAAAUAAUAAAACAAAAAAACUGAACACUUUACCUCACCAAAGCUUUACAUCAGCUAGACGUGAAGAAGAAGCCGCGCACAAUUUCUUCAUCGUCAUUGUUUUGACUAGGGAGAGGAACACUUGACAGCAUAUGCAAUAAUACUUUUUUGCCAGGACAUGAUUACUAGUUAUUUCUGCGCUUGGCUUAAAGGCUUGUGGAAUGAUUAUUAUUCAGCCAGCGCAUGCUGUCUGUCUGCAACUUGCCACUUGCCUGGUAGAUAAUAAUGGCACGUUUACAGCUAAAUGUAAGGCUCAUUGCAGAGAAUGUGCUUCAGACAAUGUUUUGUUUAGUGUAGAGUAACGUUAAGAAAGGCUAGACAAAUACUCUCAAAAAAGAUGUUUAUGUUUGUGGGUGAAGAAAACGUGAGUGAGUGAGAGUGAGUGAGAGUGUGUGUGUGUGUGUGUGUGUGUGUGUGUGUGUGUGUGUGUGUGUGUGUGUGUGUGUGUAUGUGUCCAGACUGUGUUUUCUGGCAGGUCAUGGCAGGCAGAAACUCAGUGGGUUGUCGCCCAUCUGAGAUAAUGAUGCUCUUUGCUUUCCCAUUAGGAGCUUGUCGCUUGGAUGCACUCUGCUCAUUUAUGGUGGGAGAGCACAUUCAGACACACCCCCUCCUAAAUACACACACACACAUACACACACACACAAACACACAGAGAGACACAAAUGGAAUCCCUCUGUCUUGUUCUAGCCGCGAGGGUAAUAGGUUUUUGCACCCAAUCAUCUUUACGGCAUGUGUCCGCUUGUCAUUGCUGCAGGAGACACUGUGAUAGACCUAACACAGAAUCAACACUAAGCUCUCAUUGGCUGGUCCCUUGCACACGGACACACAGGGGGGACAAAACAGGACAGAGGUGACCCCAGCUUCUGCAGCUGCUGAGCACAGAACACCCACCUCCUUUAGACAAAAAAAACAGGCUACAACUCACUAUUAAACCUACAAGAAAAUGCUCAGAAUAUAACAUCAUUCACCUGCGACAAUGUGACACCAUGUCUGGAAAAUAUUUGCUUGCUGAGAGCGACAUAGGACCUGGAUAUCGAUCACAGUUUGCGGGCAAUUCCCUGUCAGACGUUUUCAGCGGGAAUGACACUUUUCUGAUCGGCCCUCGUGGCUGAGGCAAUAAGUCUGAUGCCGCCAUGUUGCUGCUGCUUUUUUUGAUGAGUGCUGCAUGGCUCUGGAUGUCUCUGCAAUUUUUUGUUUUGUUUUGUCGCUCCCUGCUUAUUUGGUGUUGUUCAGCAGUUCCUCACAUGUUUACACACAUGCCAGACUUUAUUCUUUAUGUCCUUGCCAUUGGGAGAUAUUGCAACAGUGACAAGGGCUUCAUUUGGAACCAAUGAGCAAUGUAAUUUUCUAAACCGGCUAUUCCCAAAGAGAAGCCAUCAUGGUAAUUAAAGCUAAUGUGAACACAGUUUAUGAGGGAAAGGUCUGGUUUAAUAUAAUUCUGCUGGAUUGAUAAGUAAAAUCCAACUAAUGGGUAUUUUAAAUGAUCAGAAGUUCUGGUUAAAAAUGGCCCUUAAGUAUUUUUAUAGCUGGGAGGGAAACAGAAUAUGAAUGUUGCAUUUGUUUUAACACAUUUAAAUUAACUCUAGAGACAUUUUUCCUUUCAAAUUAUUUUUUCCGUGUAACUAUCAGGAACCUGAUAAUCAUGAUUUUAUGUGGUUACUAAAUACUUAACCAAUGAGGUACCCUUUAAUGAAUGAAGCCUGAUUCAUCAAAUCAUGGUGAAGUUGCGAACAUUUCUUAAGCCAUCGCUUUGUAUGCUGUCUCUGUCUCAGCCUGGAUGUCCAUCAUGCUUCUAGUGACCCACAGCAUCGUGAAUUUUAGAUGCCACUCUGCUCUGCCCUAGCUCAAUAAAGCUGCUUUGCCCAUCCAAAGGCUUUUGAAUAAAAACACUCACAGUAAGCGAUCCUCUACAGUCAGAGGAAAAAUAAAUGUACAGCUUCAUCGUAUUAAUUUUAGUUACUGAAUACAAGGCCUAGAAAGUCAAAGUCAAGUCUCGAGUCAAACCAUUUAUUUGUGAUUGCGAUCAGAAAGUAAAGUCAGCUGUAUUAUUCAAUUUCAGAAAAGUAGCCCUAAGGAGUUCGGCAUGGUGGUUUGGAGCAGAGAGCAUCCAAAAAUGCAGCGUUGCGUGUCCUCAAAAGCAGGGUUUGAGAAAAACUGGGCCCUGCUAGCUCCUCUCGCGGGUUGGACCCUGACGCCGUCUCUUUUAGACCCUCCUGCCAAAACCCACAGCAGUGUAACUAAUGGCAGCACUGUCAUGUGCAGAGAGCUGAAUAUGGCCCAUGUGAGCUUACUAUGUCAUGUGCAGAGAGCUGAAUAUGGCCUAUGUGAGCUUACUAUGUCAUGUGCAGAGAGCUGAAUAUUGCCCAUGUGAGCUUACUAUGUCACCUCAUUAAAG
Messenger RNA from Alosa sapidissima (American shad), 4986 nucleotides. Its product is annotated as claudin-20. Gene Ontology annotation, biological process: bicellular tight junction assembly; cell adhesion. Lineage: Eukaryota; Metazoa; Chordata; Actinopteri; Clupeiformes; Clupeidae. Gene Ontology annotation, molecular function: structural molecule activity. The transcript has 3 exons. Bases 1172 to 2095 code for a protein of 307 amino acids. The record is from RefSeq and is a predicted model, not a curated record. Gene Ontology annotation, cellular component: plasma membrane; bicellular tight junction.